UCUGAAAUUAAAAAUAAUACUGUCAAAACAAACGAUUUUUGAUUUCGAGCCGUUCUUUUAACUCUUUACAAUUUAUUUAGUGAUGACUGUGGUGAAUUAAGAAAAUAUUAAAAGUUAAUUUUAACAGAGAUGAAUCGUUUUCUAAGUAACUUGUUUGCCCGAAGAUUCCAAUGCAACACGAAAAAUAACCUACACACUUCAGGGCAGGAUUUCGCAUGGACCAAAUCUAUUUUGCCUAAAAGUUUUAUUCAAAAUAAUCAAAAAAUAUAUCCUCCUCAAGAAAUAGGGGAAAAUCCAAGACCUGCAUUUAUAUGUCAUCAGAAAACUAACAUUAAAUACAGCCAUGAGAAACUUUGGUAUAUAGCAUGUUUUGUUAGGGGAAUGACAGUCGAUGAAGCUGUAAAACAACUCAGUUUUGUGAAUAAGAAAGGAGCCAGUUUUGUAAAAGAGACAAUACUUGAAGCACAAGACCUUGCUGUCAAACAACAUAAUGUUGAAUUUAAGAGCAAUCUUUGGAUAGCGGAAUCAUUUUCUGGCAAAGGUGUUCAUAUUAAAGGGAUAAGAAGACAUGCAAGAGCCAGAUUAGGUGAAGUUCGUUAUCAGUAUAGUCACUACUUUGUACGCCUAGAAGAAGGAAAACCACCUGAAGACUAUUUUAAAAGGAACCCAUUAACUGCAAAACAGCAAUUGGAGAAUUGGUUGGAAGGAAUGAGGAAGAGAAAAAUUAUCAAUUCUUUUUAGUAAUAUUUUUAAUUUUUAGUAACAAUAGAUACUAGUGACCUGAA
Molecule: messenger RNA, 785 nt
Organism: Bicyclus anynana (squinting bush brown)
Lineage: Eukaryota; Metazoa; Arthropoda; Insecta; Lepidoptera; Nymphalidae
Gene: mRpL22
Product: 39S ribosomal protein L22, mitochondrial
Exons: 3
Coding region: 130-741 (203 amino acids)
Biological process (GO): ribosome assembly; translation
Cellular component (GO): mitochondrial large ribosomal subunit; ribosome
Molecular function (GO): structural constituent of ribosome
Source: RefSeq, a predicted model, not a curated record